Branchiostoma belcheri (Belcher's lancelet) is the source of this 3034-nucleotide messenger RNA. RefSeq lists its product as uncharacterized. Bases 192 to 992 code for a protein of 266 amino acids. Gene Ontology annotation, molecular function: protein binding. The transcript has 4 exons. The record is from RefSeq and is a predicted model, not a curated record. NCBI's taxonomy places the organism in Eukaryota, Metazoa, Chordata, Leptocardii, Amphioxiformes, Branchiostomatidae.
UAACGUUUGUGGAAAUGACUCAGGCGAAACGGAGACACACCAUAUUUUCUACUUCCCGCCGAUACCGAUAAUAAGAUUUCGGUAAUGACGUGUUUGUCCAUGGCUAGACGUUGCUGACAUAUACGUGCAGUUGUUAGCGGCAGCGUCAUCUUCUGAUUGGCAGAUUGUGACAUACAUGUAGGGUGUUCAUCAUGGUGAAAACUGGUCACUACAGUCAGCACUACGUGUCGGUCCUGCUGCUCGUCAUCCUGUGUUCUUCCUGCACUUCCGCUGGACCGCAGGAUCCUCAGGAAGGUGCCGGGAAAUCAAAUAUUUUUCUAAGUAUUUUGACCACGCUGACUAACCUGGGGACGCGUGGUGGAGAACUACCGAGUCACAACAUCCAACUCCGCUCUACAGCCGCUAUUGCCAACUUCAGCUCAAGUGCGGUGAGCUCUGAAUCCUCAACAACAGUGCUGCUGACGUGGAACAUCGUACGGAAUGUAACGUUCACUGGGUUCUACUUGGAGUACGAGAUGCUGGACAAACAAGACUACAUCAAGGUCCGGCACCGCGACAUCGAGGACCGGACAGCGCGCUGGUACAAGCUGGACUACCUGCAGGCUGAAUCAAGGUACAGAGUGUGCCUGUUCUUGAAGAAUAAGAAAGCCAUCCUCGGCCGUCAGCAGCGAUGCCUUAUAGUGAACACUACCGACGAUGCCAGCGGUCAGGUCUGGCUGUAUGUCAUCAUUGCCCUGGCGGUGGCCCUGGUCAUCUGCCUGUUCUUUGCCUCCAUCUACUUCCGAUGGGACAAGCACGUGGUCCAGGGGGGAAUCAGAGAUAUGAUGAGGCGCAGGCGUGAGAAGAGGGCGCGACUAAAACAGAGAGGGGCGCUCGGUGACAGCUCGAUGCACCGCCACUCUCGCCUGGGCUUGGCCGGCACCCCGCAGCCGUCUCCCCGCCAGUCUCCCCGCCCGGCUCCCGUGGCGAAAAAGACUGCUCAAAUACCCUGAAUCCAUCAUGCCUAACACUAGAACACACGGCAAAAGGAACACGGCCGAAACCGAAUCUGACAAACUUACUCCAGCACCCUCCUGCACCACUCGGCAAAACUGUCUAGUUCCAUCACUUAAAGACUGUUGAACAAGGGGAAAUGAUAUGUUGCAAAUAGGCUGCCCAAAUCAACCACACUCGAUUGUCUGUGUUAGUUGUUUUAAUACUACAUAAUAUUUGAAGGCUUGUGUGGAAUUGAGUUGUAUGUAUUUUAAAUUGGUGUAAGUGAAAAGUUUAACAUUGAUAAACCAUUCAUUCAUACCAUUCAUUAAUCAUGCAAAGUAGUGAGCCUUUCCAGAAGUCUCUAUUGUAUUUACUAGAACGGUAGCAGAAAAUACAUGCCUGGUGGAACGUAGCCAUUAAUUUGAUGGACAAUUCUUCGACAAUUAUGAUAAUUAAGUCCCGCUUUUGUUGUGUUUUUAUUGUAUGUUGUAAACACAGUAUAAACAUGUAGUUGCUUCAGUGUGUACCCCACUUUAAAUGGGUUUGAAGGUAACUAAGGCCACACUAAUUUAAUAUGUUGUUUCUCGGAUUCGCCUCUGCUUCUGAAUCAACUAAAAUGCUGAUAUUUUGGCCCCAAAAGUUGAGGAAAGUCCUUUUCUUCCUAGCUGUUCCAUUUUUUCCAUCUAUCAAUGCAGUUUAAAAUUCAUUGCUUAGAUAUUAAUCCAGCCUUUCGCGUUGACUUCAUGGCUCCUAUCAUAGCAUUUUGGACUAUCAUAGGAUGCCUAGACCUGUUUUUAUUUUUAUUUUUUUUUGCCCUGUCACUUCAUAUUUUUGUGUGAAAAAAUCCGAGAACCAACAAAUUGGUGUGGCCUAAGCAUACGGAUAGGUAAUAAUUAAUAUCAGUUGGAGAGUUUACGUGGAAGGGUACUCCUGGAGGACUUAAGAAUAAUAGGAAUGAAAUUUCCUUUCGGAAUAUCGCGGUGCAUGUUGUCUGCUGAGAACAUAGUGGUGAAGAGGUGAGCUCUCAACCUCCAAAAAAAGGACUAACGGCACAUAUGAUAAAAUGUUUGCAAUAUCAAUUGUCCUAGUCUGUCUUACAAAGAAAACUUGUUUAGAUAGGUUUAUUAUUAGCAAACAUUUAUUAUUAGGAAACAAAAGUCUUCUAUCUACGCGUUGACAAUGAAGAACUCAGCUCUGCUGUUUCUUAAGAUGUUACAAUUGUGAAAUAGACAGACCUUGAUUUGAGGUUAAGUUUUCAAUCAUAUAUUAUCAUAAUUAAUUGCUUGUGUAAAAUGGAGAUGUACUUCAGACAUCCAUUCUCUUUUGUUCUAUUUUACGCGUAGCCAAACAAUCAACACCGCAGGUCAAUAGCGUAUCGCCACAUCAACAGUGAUUUCUAUGCAUUUGACAACGCAAUUGUUUAUAGAAAGUUUAUUGCAAAUUCUUGCCCGAGGGCUAAUCGCAGUUACAAACAAAAUAAGAAAGAAAAUACAGUGGCAUGUGAGACUAUAUCUACGUCUAGCAUUAUGCUAUAUUCUACAACAUACAUACAUGGUACUAGUUUUAUAUGUCACAUGAUUGGAGCUGUGGCGUGUCCCAGGACUGAUUGGAAUCUGAGUCUCUCCUAGAGCAGGUUGGACUCGGGAUCUGUCCUAGGAAAAUCUGCGAUUCUACUAGAACAUAGCGGAUCACAUGCCCAAUCUGUCAAACGAGAAUUCUACUACUAAGGGCAAAUGAGAAUUCUAUUACGACAAUAUCCUAUUCUACUACGCGUAUAUACCUCCGGGAACGAGGACGCUAACAGUCAUCUUCGACGACGAAGGACUACGUAUAAGAGACGCGUAUAUAUAUGAGAAAUUUAGAUUAAAAUGUUUAGGAAAAUACUGAAUCAUUUCACAACAUUUUAAAUGAUCUUAGCAUAUAGAUCCAUGAACGUGGAAGCCAUCCUAUAUUCAAAUCACGUGAAUGAAUAACAUGACUAUGAAGCUCUUUUGUUUUCAUUGAGCAGAGGAUUUUCUUAUUGAUUAUGCAAAUAGCAUCAUAAUCUACAGUAAUGUAU